AUGGCGGCGCGGCUCGCCGCUUCCGCGGCCGUCGCAGCCUCGUUUCGUAGAAUUUUGCUUCCCGGCGUCGUAGCGCCAUCCCACCCCGCCGUCGCAGCAACCUUUCGCCACGCUCUGGCCACCAAAGCCAUCGCCGUGCCACCGCCGUUAGUCGCAUGCGCGGUGCUGCAUCGCGCCUCCCCCGCCGUCGAUUCGUCUCGCGGGGAAUCCAAUCCGUUCUGCCCGAUCAGCAGUCGCGCCUUCGUCGCGCUCCCUCACUUCUCCGUUGCUUCCGCCUCUUCCAUCUCUUCCGCCUCUUCCGUCUCUUCCGUCUCUUCCGCCUUCCGCCCAUCGCUUUCGUCCGCAUCCCCUCCGUUACCUCCUUGUACACUCCGCACAUCAGCGCACCCCGCCAAUUCGCUCGUCCUCCAGUUUUCUCCGUUACCACUUUUGAACUACCAACGGCCUCGCUUCUUUUCUUCCUCUCCCUACCCCCUCUCUUCCGCCUCCUCCCCCUCCUCCCUUUCCUCCGCUUCCUCACUCUCCUCCUGGCCCGCCACUCCCGUCGCGCUUUCCCGCUCCUCCGCUUCCGCCCGCGCCUUCUCCACGUCGUCCGCCUUCCCCCCGCCGUCGCCGCACCCGCGCGGAGCGCUCACGAGUAAAUGGGCGGCGGACAGGAGGCGGAAGAAGGAAGCUUCGAAGAAGGCCACAGAGCAGCGACGAGGCAUCAUUGGCGUCGCUGCUGGCGCGAUCAGACCUCGUGGUCACUCGCAGGGUGGAGUGGGGCAACGUACUGCUGGGAGCAACCAAUACGCGAUCGUGGAUGCACACACAGGCGAGCACGUGGGGGCCAUUGUGGAGAGCAGCAACUGGCUCAUGCGCCAGUUCCUGAGGGCGCAUCGCCCCUUCACCGCGUCCAUCCACGACGCACACGGCACGCUGCUGCUCACCGUGCGGCGGCCCAUGUUUUUCAUCACCAGCACCAUCUACGUUGAUCUGCCUGGUCAGAAGGGCAUAGGGCAGGUGCACAGGAGGUGGCACCUGUGGAAGCGAGUGUACGAUGCGUACCUGCACAAGCAGCAGUUUGCGAGGGUGGUUAACCCUGGCUUUUGGUGGUGGUCCUUCGCGCUGUGUGACGGGGAGGGGCAAAGGUUAGCGGAGAUCACGCGCAACUGGCGGGGGCUGGGCUUUGAGGUGUUCACAGACGCAGGGCAGUACGUGGUGCGAUUCAGCUCCGUGCGGCACUGGCAGCAGCAGCAGCGGGCGAAGCGCGAGCAGUGGGAGCGGGAGGGCAAGGAGGGUGAGGAGGAAAAGCCACAGCAGUAUCAUCAGCCGUGGUUCUCAACAGAAGCCGACGAGGGUCCCGUGCUCUCGGUGGCGCGCCCACUCUCUCUGCUGGAGCGAGCAGUGUGUUUGGCACUGGCCGUCUCACUCGACAACGACUAUUUCUCACGGCACAGCCAUUCAGGCGGGAUGUUCUCCUUCUUACCUUUCAUCGGCUCGGAAGACUCCAUUUAG
Closterium sp. Yama58-4 is the source of this 1497-nucleotide messenger RNA. The record is from the annotation of a GenBank genome assembly. NCBI's taxonomy places the organism in Eukaryota, Viridiplantae, Streptophyta, Zygnematophyceae, Desmidiales, Closteriaceae.